Messenger RNA from Racocetra persica, 468 nucleotides. Lineage: Eukaryota; Fungi; Glomeromycota; Glomeromycetes; Diversisporales; Gigasporaceae. The record is from the annotation of a GenBank genome assembly.
AAGAAACAAAAUGAAGAAUAUGUCUCUCUCUUGAAUGAUGUUCGUGACUAUUUCAGAAAAUCCUGGUAUAUUUUUCUUAAUGAUUGUGAAGAAGCAAAACAAUUCAACGAUUAUUCAAGGUAUCUUGUGGACGAUAUCUUAAAAGAAGAUCAAGUCGAUAAUGAAAUAAAAGAAGUUAUUGACUUGACAAAUGAAGAAGGUGUUAUCGACAAAGUUGAGGAAGUUGAUAAAAACCUAUAUACUGAACAGGUUUAUUCAAACGAGGAUCUUUAUAUAGAUCCUAAGGUUCCAGUAGACAAUACUGAGAACCUUGAUAAUCAGGAAGUUAAUAAUAUUGAGAACCUUGAUAACCAAGAGGUUCCAAAUUAUGUUGAGAGUCUUGAUUCAGAGAAAGAUGAAUUAGAUCAUUUUAAAAUUCCUGCUGAGAUUCCAGAGGAUGAAUAUGAUUUCUUAAAUUUUUCUGACUGA